AUGCUGGGGGCCUGGACUGAAAGCCAAGAUCUAUUACCCUCGGCCUUUCUCAGCUCGUUUUAUCCGCAGUGGGUCUCAGAUAGUUACCACAGGGGUCGACUGCUGCACUGGUCCUUGCGUGAGGCUCGCCAGGUCACGCUCGAUCUAUGCGACAGAGAUUUCUUUUGGCCUUUCCGCAUCGUGUCUCCGGGGAUGGGUAAGCCGCCUCCGCCGAUGCUUCUUCAGUCACUGAAGCAAAGGCACGAACCAGAACCCGUUCCCUUCUCCCACACUCCUGAGUUGGCGGAAAGCCGGGAACACUUCCUCUUUCGCCACAGGGCGAUAGGGUUCCCCUUCGAGGCGUCAGUGCUGCCAAGGGGGUGGUUAUGGCUGUUGCUCACCCGAGCAGAUAGCAGGGGUCUCUCCACUGAUGCCCAUCCAACCCCAGAAAGGGCGUGGGGGUUAUCGUUGGCCCCUUUUUUGGCUGCGACAGAGAAUGGACAAGCCCCCGCCAAUGGUGCAUUUCAAAAUGUGCCUGUAACAAUAUGCGAUGUUGGCGAGACUGCCGAGAACCUAUUAUUGACCAAAUGGAACCGCUGGGUAUCUGCAAUGCUGCGCAAAAGUCGAACCACUAAGACCCGAGGCCAAGUCACUGUUCGCCUCGCUGGCAUUGCUCAGGCUGCAGUGCCUCCAACAGAUUGCUGCUUCGCGCACACGAUGAGCAACAUAAAUGGCGUUCGUCGUGAAAGGGACGGUCGCUGCCACAGCGCAUCGACCGGUUUUACUCUAGAGAUUGCGGAGAAUCACACCACUCCAGAUGCCUGA
Molecule: messenger RNA, 804 nt
Organism: Verticillium alfalfae VaMs.102
Lineage: Eukaryota; Fungi; Ascomycota; Sordariomycetes; Glomerellales; Plectosphaerellaceae
Exons: 7
Coding region: 1-804 (267 amino acids)
Source: RefSeq, a predicted model, not a curated record